This is a messenger RNA of Myzus persicae (green peach aphid), 783 nucleotides long. RefSeq lists its product as uncharacterized. The transcript has a single exon. Lineage: Eukaryota; Metazoa; Arthropoda; Insecta; Hemiptera; Aphididae. The record is from RefSeq and is a predicted model, not a curated record. The annotation marks the transcript as partial.
AGUGAAGCUAGAUGCAGUCACUGCGGUGAAACCAAGCACUCAAUUGACUCGUGCCCCUCCACACAAGCCACCGACCCGAUCUGUCUGUACUGCAAACUUCCUCACCUAGCCACUGACCGUUCCUGUCGGGAAUGGUUACUUCAAAAGGAUAUUAAAAAAAUCAUGGCGACAGAAAACCUAUCCUACAAAGACGCGUUAAUAUUUAAGAAAAAUAAAUGUUACACACCAGCCUUUAAAUAUUCCGAUAUUGUAAACAGCCAGCCUCAUAUCUCUGAAAACAUCGAAAUCGACACUUCUCUCCAGAAUGAUCACUUUCCUAGUUUAAACAAUUCCCACCAUUUCUUCAAUAAUAAAAAAAAAAAAAAAUACAUAUCUAAUCCAUCCCAGGUGCACAAUAAAAAAAAAUAUUUCUUACCUGUUGAUUCUUCUUAUACCACCCCAAACGGGAGCUACUUAAUUAAUCCCAAUGGCCUAAUUAAGUCGCCCGAUGCAAACGAUAAUGACUUUUCCUGGAUACACACCCUAUCCCUCAAAUUAUCCGAAUCUCUUAUAAACGCACCUUCACUCUCCUCUCCUUUUUCCCCGUCAUAUCUUCAGAACCUAAUUGAGUCGUCAUUAACUUCCCUCCUCGCCGUUCCAAAUUUUGUUACAACCGAUUAGGUAAUGUCCAUAUUUUCAACGAUUCUAUAAUUCAUAAUAAUUAAAUUACCUAACAUGUCCCAAAAUUUCUAUUUUAAACAUCUCAUUAACAACUACAAUAUACUGCAAUGGAACGUUAGAAGU